AUUACCUGAGGGGCUCAUUCGGCCAGGGAUGUUUGACCUUGGAAAUGGUGCACUUAAUCAACUAUAAAUAAACGGAGACUGAUUCGUUACACCAAGAUGAAUGGCAAGUCUUUGGGUUUUGAUGAAAAAAAAAAAACUUCGUAUAACGUAUACAUCUAUAUACAGGGAACACGUGUAUCCCAGAAGCUUAUUACGCUAAUUGUGACGCAACAGUGACGCAAUAAUUUGCAUACAGAUCAACUAAUCUUUACAGUAGCGUUCCCACUGAAAAGCAGAUCUGGCAUAUUUUUAAAGUUUAUCACACACACACACACACACACACACACACGAAAGUUUAUCACCUUCGACGCAAGAAUUUUAGCGACAUCUGAUCUGUCAGACUAGCCUAGGUCCUCAGUGCGACAGGUGCUGAGUUUUCUUUGUAGUGAAAUCAGAAUUUUUGGCGCCGGCACGCGCUCACCAUGCCCGUGCUCACGAGCCCGGAGUUCGCCACCCAGUUCAAGGAGAAAUGGCUGAGGCUCCAUCCCGAGGACGAGGACAACGUGAGCGGCUCCGUCCACCUGGACGACAGCCUCACGAGCCUCCACUGGCUCCAGGGCUUCUCGAUCCCGGGCGCGAACCCGGACCUACCCCCGAGCUCCUCCAGCAACUGCCCGUCGUCGGAGCCCCAGGGCACCGGCUCGCCCGCCAGCCCGCCCGCCGGGGACACGGCCGCCACGGGCAUGAUGCCUCGCGGCCCGGGCACCCCGCUCGCGUGCGGCAGCGCCACCGCGUGCCUGAACUGGGGCCGGCGACGACGGGAGCAAGUGGCGGCGGCGGCGCCCGAGAGGCCGGCGGGCGAGGACACGGACUACAGGACGACCCCUCAGGUGAAGCCGCCUUAUUCCUACGCCACUCUUAUCUGCAUGGCCAUGCAGGCGAGCAAGGAGACGAAGAUCACCCUGUCGGCCAUCUACAGCUGGAUCACAGAGAACUUCUCCUACUACAGGCACGCGGAGCCCAGCUGGCAGAACUCAAUCCGUUACCACCUUUCAGUGAACAAAUAUUUCAGGAAGGUGCCCAGGGAGAAAGACAAGCCAGGAAAAGGUGGCUUCUGGCAGAUCGACCCUCAGUAUGCUGACAUGUUUGUCAAUGGGGUCUUCAAACAGAGGCGAAUGCGUGCUUCUCGCGUCGGCUCCCGAAAGCUGAGGAGAACCUCACGCAGCUUGGUGUCCCCAUACAGUUCCAUUGGGUUCACGCACCACAACGGGCACCAACCCGGUUUUGGUUACUUGGAAAGUAAUCAAGGCCCUCAUGCAGGGCUGGCUUUGGGCAACACACCUAAGCAGCCUGCACCGAAACAAAGUUCCAUGGCAGCAAGGACCAUGGGUGAACAGCUGCUGGUGCCUGAACUAAAAAAGCUUGAGAGAGGAGAAACAAGAGAUUUUGACUGCAGCUCCGUGGUUGAUGACUUCUUCAGUGGCAGAUUCGACAUACUCGAGGACUUGGAUAUCAGUACUUUCCAGAGCUUGCUAGAGAGUGAGCUGGACUUCCCGCUGCAAGACCAGUCCCUGGCUGCCGAGGAGAAGUGGAGUAGCAGUUGGCCUGAGAAGAUCUGCGGGUGGUACACGGAGGCUGGUGGUGUUGCAGGAGUUGUGUCCGACAACCCGCCGCAGCAGCAGCGCAUCCCUCCGUUCCCUCAACACUAUGAUGACCCGACCAUGUUUACGGAACCCCUGCAUUCAUGGGAAGAGCUGAAAGAUGUGCAGACUGGCCCUCUGGACACUGGAUUAUGUCACACCCACACCCUGCAUGGGAUGCCAGUUCAGAGAUUCCCUUAAAGUUACUUUUUGUUCACAGUGGCUAAACAUCAAAAAGUCAGUGUUCCGGUACUGCUGAAAAGAAAAGGCCAAAGAAUAAAGAGGUGAAAGUGAAAAUAAGUUAAACAC
This is a messenger RNA of Scleropages formosus (Asian bonytongue), 1928 nucleotides long. Its product is annotated as forkhead box protein J1-B-like. The record is from RefSeq and is a predicted model, not a curated record. NCBI's taxonomy places the organism in Eukaryota, Metazoa, Chordata, Actinopteri, Osteoglossiformes, Osteoglossidae. Gene Ontology annotation, molecular function: DNA-binding transcription factor activity, RNA polymerase II-specific; RNA polymerase II cis-regulatory region sequence-specific DNA binding. Bases 462 to 1820 code for a protein of 452 amino acids. Gene Ontology annotation, cellular component: nucleus. Gene Ontology annotation, biological process: regulation of transcription by RNA polymerase II. The transcript has 2 exons.